Molecule: messenger RNA, 1656 nt
Organism: Sitodiplosis mosellana (orange wheat blossom midge)
Lineage: Eukaryota; Metazoa; Arthropoda; Insecta; Diptera; Cecidomyiidae
Product: heterogeneous nuclear ribonucleoprotein R-like
Exons: 2
Coding region: 466-1596 (376 amino acids)
Cellular component (GO): nucleus; ribonucleoprotein complex
Molecular function (GO): mRNA binding
Source: RefSeq, a predicted model, not a curated record
CUCCAGCUAAUAUAUGAGACAAAAUCAAAAUCAAAAUCAAAAACUAUAAUCAUCUCAUUUAAUUACGGAAAGUCUGUGUAAAAUUUUGCACCGCAGACUUAACGGUAACUAGAAUCUAAUUGGUUUUUUUUCUAUACACAAUUCGGCAGUGGUUACGCAAUCCUAUACAGUUUAAUUUUUUUUACAUUUGGUAAUUUGCAUGAAAUCGGGUCAACCAAGAGUUUUUUCUUGUCAGUAAAAUCGCAAAUAAACCAAUCUUAGCAAACUUGAAUUCAAGCUUAGCAUGCCAUUCGCAAUUGAAAUGGUUCGGGGAAAAAACAAAGUAGUCAAUUGAAGUUUAGCUUCAUUUGAUGUAGAAUCUUAACAAAGGCUUUUUAAAGUUGAAACCAAUUCAUUUAAAAAAUCUCCAACAAUCCGAAAAAAUACACAAAAAAUCCCCACUCGAGUUUCCAAUUUUGGUGAUUAAUGGUGCCCAAGAUGAGUUUUCAGUUUGGUACACCGAAAACAUUGUACUCAAAGUCGUUUGACUUCUUUCGGCAGCCAAGUAAAAAAUAUUCUCGAAUCGUACCGAAUGCAUCAUGGUGCACGAAACCGAUGUCGAUUCGAUCACCACCGAAUGAAGAUGAACUGAAGGCGUUUUUCGUAAGUUUUGGCUAUUCAGUUGAAAUUACGAAAAAAUUUCGUCGCAUUUUCACGGAUGAACAACCGUCGUCAAGCGAGAGUAUCAAAAGUGAUUCAUCUUCGGUCUCGAAUAUUCCGAAUCAACUGUACUGUGGCCACAUCCCAAGUGAUGUAACUGAACGUGAGCUGUUCGAAGCAAUCAAACUGCACGCAAAACCUACCGAAAUAUGUCUUAUGAUGGAUGCCGUUGCACAGAAACAUCGCGGAUUUGCGUUCAUUAAGUUGGCCAACGAAAAAGACCAGAGGCUCGUUUUGGACAAUAUCGACGGUUUCGAAAUACGACCUGGUAGAAAUGUGAAAUUGAGUGUUUACAAACCCAAUCGCUCCUUGUAUGUUGCAAAUAUACCAAAGUCGAUCAGCGGUGAUCAGCUGCGUGAUGAAUUCCGUAAAUAUUUGCUUGGCAUCGCAAAUGUAGUCGUCUAUCGACCAUUUAGCAAUUGCCGCAUAGGCGAUCAAAAUCGUGGAUUUUGCUUUUUGGAAUUCGAAUCUCAUGAUAUGGCCCGAGUUGCUAAACGAAAACUGGAACAAGAUCCGAAAAGAAUUUUUGCGAAUGCAGUUUUUGUUGAUUGGGCUGAUUCACUCGACACACCAUCCGAUGAAAUCAUGCAAAAUGUUCGCGUGCUUUACGUUCGAAACAUACACGAAUCGGUUACUGAGUCUCAACUCGAUCAGGUCUUCAGUCCAUUUGGUGAAAUUCAACGAGUGAAACGAAUAAAAAACUUUGCCUUUAUUCACUUCCAAAAUCGAUGCGAAGCAUUGGAUGCUAUGAAGUCAUUGCAAAAUUUGCAAUUAUGCGGUGAAAACCUAUCGAUAUCGUUGUCAUACCCACCGCUCGACAAGAAGAAGAAGGAAGAGGUCUUGAGAAUGCGACAAGAAAGAAUCAUGCGAGAGAGUCCCAUACGCAUCCGUUAUUGACAUUGAUUAUAAUAUUAUUUGAUUUUUAAACAUUUCAUUCAAUGUAUCACAACAUAUAUU